CACACACACACGCACAACACAGCCUGCCUUUGCGGAAGUCGGAGGUGCUGAGGCGGCGCUAAAGGAAAUUAGCAUACCCGCUUCGCGGCGCCCGGAUGCGGAUGGAAGGGUGAGCAGAAACCGCAGGGACGUAAUCCUCUCGACCAGGGAGAAGAAGAAAAAAGACACAGCCGAGUGCGGGCUCACCUCUUCCGGUUCUUCCUCGACGUCCGCCAGCCGAGGAGAUGGGCGACAAGGCGGGCACAAGAGUCUUCAAGAAGUCCAGUCCAAACUGUAAGGUGACGGUCUACCUGGGGAAGAGGGACUUUGUGGACCACCUGGACCACGUGGAUCCAGUAGACGGCGUCAUCCUGGUGGACCCAGAGUACCUGAAGGACAGGAAAGUCUUCGUCACGCUGACGUGUGCCUUCCGGUAUGGACGCGAGGACUUGGACGUCUUGGGACUGUCCUUCCGCAAGGACCUCUACAUCUCCACCUUCCAGGCUUUCCCGCCUGUCCCGGAGGAACGCAAAGCCAACAGUCGCUUGCAGGAACGUCUCCUGAAGAAGCUGGGACAACACGCACACCCCUUCUACUUCACGAUCCCCCAGAAUCUUCCGUGUUCCGUCACCUUGCAGCCUGGACCUGAGGACACAGGCAAGGCAUGUGGCGUGGACUUCGAGAUCCGAGCGUUCUGCGCCAAGUCCAUGGAGGAAAAGAUCCACAAGAGGAACUCUGUGCGUCUGGUCAUCCGAAAGGUUCAGUACGCUCCAGAGAAGCCAGGUCCUCAGCCCAUGGUGGAGACUACACGCAGCUUCCUCAUGUCGGACAGGUCGCUGCACCUGGAGGCGUCGCUGGACAAGGAGCUCUACUACCACGGCGAACCCAUCAGCGUCAACGUGCACGUGACCAACAACUCCACCAAGACGGUUAAGAGAGUGAAGAUCUCAGUGCGUCAGUACGCUGACAUCUGCUUGUUCAGCACGGCCCAGUACAAAUGUCCCGUGGCCCAGCUGGAGGCGGAUGACCAGGUGUCGUCCAGCUCCACCUUCUGCAAAGUCUACACGCUGACGCCCACGCUGGACAAGAACCGCGAGAAAAGAGGACUGGCGCUGGACGGAAAGCUCAAGCACGAAGACACCAACUUGGCCUCGUCCACCAUCGUCAAGGACGUCACCAACAAGGAGGUCCUGGGCAUCCUGGUGUCCUACAGAGUCAAAGUCAAGCUGGUGGUUUCACGCGGAGGAGACGUGUCGGUGGAGCUGCCCUUCAUCCUCAUGCACCCCAAACCUGCUGACCCCCCCGCAUCGCGCCCCCAAUCAGCUGUGCCGGAGACGGACCCGCCCAUCGACACCAACCUGAUAGAAUUCGACACAAACAGCGUUUCCCAAGACGACGACUUCGUCUUUGAGGACUUUGCCCGCCUGCGACUCAAAGGCGCAGUGGACGACAAAGACGAGGACUGCUAGGAGCGCCCAUACACAAACAAACGCACACACUCGCGCACACACACACACACACGCGCUCACAUUACAUUCCGGGGUUGAGGGACAGAUGCUGCCAUGUUUGGGCGGAGCCUCGCGGCGCUCCUUCCUUCCUUUGGUCACUGGGCCGCCGUUCUUGCUGCCAUCUUUUUUGUGAGUUGUUUUGAUUUGCCGGGCGGUGCUUGUGAGGAAACAAUGAAGCCGACACAAACAUCUGUUGCUCUUUUAUUUUGAAAUCCUUUGAAUGUCGAUGGCGUCCUGGGGCGACGGUUAGUAGACUGCAGGGGGACAGCGCAGCGGCAACAUUCCAGCAUUAUUUUCACAUUAGUGCUCACACGGGAAGUGGUGUCGCUGCUAAAGGUGUCCUUCUAACCCUCCUUCACUUCCUGUCAGUCGGCGGCGAGCGGUGCCUUCUUCACUGUUAAUAAAUGCCAAUUAACCCCCCUGCCCCCACCAGAAGGAAAAACAUGAACUUGUUCCAUUGAUGUCUUAUUUUGAAGCCACCAGCGUCACCUCGCCGCCGACCCGAGACAAGACGCAUGACGGAACAUGUUCUCGCGCUCCUGUGGCGGAAGGAAAGAGGCGGAGCAUGUUUGCUUUUUCCCCCCCCCCGAGCAGUGCUGUGAAUCGUCGUGGUCGUCGUGACUCGUUUGGUCGUGCAUGUGAGCUAACUUUGCCAACAGGAAGAUUGCUUUGAUGCUUUCCACGCUUGUAAUCAUUUCAUUGUUUUUUUUUUUAUUUCACUUUGUUUUUAUGAUUAAAGGUGAAAUGAACAAG
Nerophis lumbriciformis (worm pipefish) is the source of this 2240-nucleotide messenger RNA. Its product is annotated as arrestin red cell. Gene Ontology annotation, cellular component: cytoplasm. The record is from RefSeq and is a predicted model, not a curated record. Gene Ontology annotation, biological process: signal transduction; positive regulation of ERK1 and ERK2 cascade; G protein-coupled receptor internalization. Gene Ontology annotation, molecular function: angiotensin receptor binding. NCBI's taxonomy places the organism in Eukaryota, Metazoa, Chordata, Actinopteri, Syngnathiformes, Syngnathidae.